Messenger RNA from Macroventuria anomochaeta, 1330 nucleotides. RefSeq lists its product as uncharacterized. Gene Ontology annotation, molecular function: heme binding; oxidoreductase activity, acting on paired donors, with incorporation or reduction of molecular oxygen; monooxygenase activity. The record is from RefSeq and is a predicted model, not a curated record. The transcript has a single exon. NCBI's taxonomy places the organism in Eukaryota, Fungi, Ascomycota, Dothideomycetes, Pleosporales, Didymellaceae. The coding region runs from base 426 to 944 and encodes 172 amino acids.
CUAGUGGCGCAGGGACUAUGGCAGCAAACUAGAGCUAAUGCAGGCUCCGAGGCAGCCUGGACCAUAGCCGUCUGUUCAACCAACAGCAAGGCGACGAGGCAAUUAAUUGUGCAACAACAAGCCCGACCUCAGUGUCCAUCACAUGGAUACAUUGAUGCAAGCAUGACCUGAUAUCUAGGAAGGUCCACGAUAGCGUCCGCCUGAAGUCCAUACUCUCGUUAUGGAUUUUCUCUCCCUACUAUUUCCUCUUCCAAACACCCAUGUUCACCACUGCGAAAAGACUCAGUAAAGCCUGGUUACAUCUCUACGUCCACUGAAGACACUUCCAAAGGAUCAACUCAAGUGGUGGCGGCGAAAAGUUCCGAAGGCUCACCACGCAUUUGUUAGUCGAUAGGAAUGUUAGCGACACAAACAGCUACAGCAUUAUGGCGACCACUUCCACCGCACUGUUGAUACUCGUAUCUCUGGCAGCUAUCACGCUCCACGAGACUGUCCUUCGACGAGUCGAGAUCGAUCAUCUAACGCUGCCAAUUUUGGCAGUCAGCAGCACCGUGUAUCUUGUUCUCGCUUGCUAUGCUGGCUUCCUUCAAGCUACCACCUUGUUCCUGACAUUCUGGUCCACUCUCUGGAUAUACAUCGGACUAUAUCGUACGCUCUUCCAUCCUCUUCGACGCUAUCCUGGACCGCUAGGAGCGAGAUUAUCAAAAUACUAUACUGUCAAGAAAGUGAUUGCUACAAGGUGGCACUGGCAUCGAGUGCAGCAGGAUCUACAGAAACAGUACGGGGACUACGUACGAACAGGUCCACGAGAGCUGUGCAUCUUCGACCCAGAAGCGGUGCAGACCCUCUUGGGUUUCCAGUCAAAGACGAGCAAAGGUCCAUUUUACGACGUGAUGGAAAAGUCACUGCACCUUAAUCGUGACAGACCUUGGCACCGUCAGUGAAGGAAGAUCUCCAUCUUUUUCGCAUCUCAACGCGUUACGCCGUCAGAAGGACUCACGAUAAACGGUCACUUCGUCCCGGGCGAUAUGAUCGUGCAGAUGCCACUAUUCGUCCUCAAUCGCGACGCUCGGAAUUUCGUCAGACCCGACGAAUUUCUGCCUGAGCGAUGGACGACAAGCCCAGACCUUGUGAUCAACCGAACAGCGUUUUUCCCGUUCUCCACCGGGCCGUACAGUUGUGUCGGCAAAACGCUGGCGUAUAUGGAAUUGAGAAGCGUAGUUGGACGGGUGCUCAACGAGUUUGAUGUCGUUUUGCCGGAUGAUUUCGGGGCGGAGUAUUGGAACGGGGUAAGAGAUCACUUCACUGCAGGGCCGCCAAGGCAGGAGGU